CCGAUAGUAGUUAGUGUAAUAAAGAGUUUAUUUUUCUAAUGGCGAUGAAAUACUUUAUACUACACUCUACAUGAACAUCACCACAAAUGGUGACCCGGAUAAGAAAUCACGCAUCUCUUUUGAUUUAAUUGGAUUAAUAUUAUCUUACUAAGUUUCGUUUUGAAACGAAAGCGCACUUCAUGAUGGAGGAAAUCUCAGCUGUGAAGAUGCCUAACUUCAUUCCGUCCGACCCUUCACUUUGGUUUACGAUGGUAGAGUCAACAUUUGAAUUGGCUAUUCCAAAGGCAAUUACAGCUUCUCGCACUAAAUUCAACUACUGCGUGAGCACCUUGCCUCCAGAAAUCGCAAUAACUGUGCGCGAUAUCAUUCUUUCGCCAGAUGCAACUGACCCUUACAGCCAACUUAAAUCUGAGAUAAUUUCCCGAUGCGGAGAAUCAAAAUCUCAGGAAAUUCGUAAGUUAUUGGCUGGAGAGCAGUUGCAUGAUAGAAAGCCGUCCGAGCUGUUAAGAAUUAUGCAAAGACGUGCCGAAAGUCACAAUAUUGCCGAUUCUCUCUUACUGGAAUUAUUUCUUCAGCAACUACCAUCUAAUGUGCAAUCGAUUCUUGCCUCAAUACAACCUUUGACACCUCAAAAAGCCUCUGAAAUAGCCGACAAAAUACUGGAUAUAACACCAAACCAGGUAAGUGCUGUUUCAAAUGCAACUGCUACAGCUGAUUCUGAACUGUUAUCAGAAAUUAAAAUGUUGCGUAAAGAAAUUGCACAGAUGCGUCGCCAUUCCAGAAGUCAUUCACGGAAUCGCCAACCUCGUUUUCGACGGAAAAGCCCUGCCAGUAAUGAUGAUAUCUGUUGGUAUCAUCGGAAGUACGACUCCAAAGCACAAAAAUGCAUUCCGCCUUGCAAUUAUCAGCCAAAUCACAACGGCAAGGAGUAGCGGCGACAUACGCCUCGCCCAGUAGUUCUCGUCGCCUUUUUGUUCGCGAUAGAAAAUCAAAUGUAAAUUUUCUUGUUGACACUGGCAGUGAUUGUAGUUUGAUUCCUGCGACUAGAAAUGAUAAACUGUGUAUUCCGAUUCAAAAAUUCUUUGCAGCAAAUGGUUCCAUCAUAAAUGUUUAUAAACAAAAGUUAUUAUCUUUAGAUUUAGGUUUAAGAAAACAAUUUGUUUAUCCUUUUUAUGUUUGUGAUAU
Molecule: messenger RNA, 1185 nt
Organism: Argiope bruennichi
Lineage: Eukaryota; Metazoa; Arthropoda; Arachnida; Araneae; Araneidae
Exons: 1
Coding region: 180-932 (250 amino acids)
Source: RefSeq, a predicted model, not a curated record